Messenger RNA from Daucus carota subsp. sativus, 1754 nucleotides. Its product is annotated as elongation factor 1-alpha. The record is from RefSeq and is a predicted model, not a curated record. NCBI's taxonomy places the organism in Eukaryota, Viridiplantae, Streptophyta, Magnoliopsida, Apiales, Apiaceae. Gene Ontology annotation, molecular function: translation elongation factor activity; GTPase activity; GTP binding. The transcript is spliced from 3 exons. Bases 86 to 1435 code for a protein of 449 amino acids. Gene Ontology annotation, biological process: translation; translational elongation.
GCCUCUCAUUCUCUGCAGAUCGUCCGAGCGUGCGUCCUCUAUUCACUACUAUACUAACCUGUUCAUAAAGGCAUUUUUCUGAGUCAUGGGCAAGGAAAAAGUUCACAUCAAUAUUGUGGUCAUUGGCCAUGUCGAUUCUGGGAAAUCAACCACCACUGGUCACUUGAUUUACAAGCUUGGAGGUAUUGAUAAGCGUGUUAUCGAGAGGUUUGAGAAGGAAGCCGCUGAGAUGAACAAAAGGUCGUUCAAGUAUGCUUGGGUCCUUGACAAGUUGAAGGCCGAGCGGGAGCGUGGUAUUACUAUUGAUAUUGCUUUGUGGAAGUUCGAAACUAAUAAGUACUAUUGCACUGUCAUUGAUGCUCCUGGUCAUCGUGACUUUAUCAAGAACAUGAUUACCGGGACCUCACAGGCUGAUUGUGCUGUGCUUAUUAUCGACUCCACAACUGGUGGUUUUGAAGCCGGUAUUUCUAAGGAUGGGCAGACCCGUGAGCAUGCAUUGCUUGCAUUCACCCUUGGUGUCAAGCAGAUGAUUUGCUGUUGUAAUAAGAUGGAUGCCACCACUCCAAAAUACUCAAAGGCGAGGUACGAUGAAAUUGUGAAGGAAGUCUCUUCAUACUUGAAGAAGGUUGGAUACAAUCCUGAGAAAAUUGCUUUUGUUCCAAUCUCUGGUUUUGAAGGGGACAACAUGAUAGAGAGGUCUACCAACCUUGAUUGGUACAAGGGUCCAACCCUGCUAGAUGCUCUUGACCAGAUCAACGAGCCCAAGAGGCCCUCAGACAAGCCUCUUCGUCUUCCCCUUCAGGAUGUUUACAAGAUUGGUGGUAUUGGAACUGUGCCCGUGGGACGUGUUGAGACCGGAACUAUCAAGCCAGGAAUGGUUGUCACCUUUGGCCCAUCUGGUUUGACCACUGAAGUCAAGUCUGUGGAGAUGCACCAUGAAUCUCUGCUUGAGGCUCUGCCUGGUGACAACGUUGGCUUCAAUGUGAAAAAUGUUUCUGUCAAGGAUCUCAAGCGUGGUUAUGUGGCCUCGAACUCCAAAGAUGAUCCUGCUAAGGGAGCUGCCAGCUUCACAUCUCAGGUCAUUAUCAUGAACCACCCUGGUCAGAUUGGAAACGGUUAUGCCCCGGUACUUGAUUGCCACACCUCUCACAUUGCUGUCAAGUUUGCUGAGCUCUUGACCAAGAUUGACCGAAGAUCUGGCAAGGAGCUUGAGAAGGAGCCCAAGUUCUUGAAAAAUGGUGAUGCUGGAAUGGUUAAGAUGCUUCCCACCAAGCCUAUGGUGGUUGAGACAUUUGCUGAGUACCCGCCCCUCGGUAGGUUCGCUGUUCGUGACAUGAGACAGACUGUUGCAGUUGGAGUCAUCAAGGCUGUUGAGAAGAAGGAUCCAACUGGCGCCAAGGUCACCAAGGCUGCUGCCAAGAAGGGUGCCAAGUGAUUUUUUUUCCUUGUUCUUUGGUCCAAACAAUCAGUUUUUAUCAAUUUCCUUAGUUUUCGAACUUUUUAUUACGGAAUAUUAGCAAGUUUGGGUUAUUGGCUUCAGAUGGCCUUCCAUUGCAGUUCUCUAGCCUCGUUCGCGAGGGUAUUGGAGGCAUUGAGCAACAAGUUGCUUGAUAGGCAGUGGUGGAAUGUGCCAGGUUGCCAAUUUUUAUCUUAUUUUACUAGUGAGUUGUAUCUGGUUUUUGUUCAAUAUUUGUAUCUUGUUAUUUGACAUUCAUGCAUCAUUUCUAAUUAUGCUUUAUUAUUUUUUAUUCUUA